AAGUACUCUGAUUUUUGCUUCUAUUCACAUAAUUUCUCCCAGUAUAUAUUUAGUCAAAACUUACCAACGUUGAAUAUUCAUUUCUUCUGCUUUCUUUCAUUUCAUUUCAACCUUGAAUCGUUAGAACAAUGCUUCAACUUGAAGUGCUUCUUCUCUAUCUCUUACCCGUUCUCUUGUUAAUCCUUCCCAUAAUACUCUUCUUCUUAUCAAAACCAAACAAGAAAGAAAAACCACUUUCUUCAUCUUCAAGCAACAACAACAUCACAAUCCCAAAAUCAUACCCACUUAUCGGCUCUUACUUAUCUUACAAAAACAACUUACACCGCCGCAUCCAAUGGCUCUCCGACAUCGUCCAAAUCUCCCCCUCCGCCACUUUCCAACUCGACGGCGCCUUAGGUAAACGCCAAAUCAUCACCGGAAACCCAUCCACAGUCCAACACAUUCUCAAAAACCAAUUUUCCAAUUACCAAAAAGGCACAUCCUUCACAAACACCCUCUCCGAUUUCUUAGGAACCGGAAUCUUCAACACCGACGGCCAAAACUGGAAGUUCCAAAGACAAGUCGCAAGUCACGAAUUCAACACCAAAUCAAUCCGUAACUUCGUAGAACACAUAGUCGACACUGAACUCACCAACCGAUUGAUCCCGAUCCUCAACUCAUCGUCCCAAACAAACCAAAUCCUCGACUUCCAAGACAUUCUCCAACGUUUCACUUUCGACAACAUCUGCAAAAUCGCGUUUGGUUUUGAUCCCGAGUAUCUAACUCCGUCAGCGUCAACUAACCAAACAAAAUUCGCUCUAGCAUAUGAAGAUGCAAUGGAAAUAAGCUGCAAACGUUUUCGUUUACCGUUACCAAUCAUAUGGAAAAUCAAAAAAUACUUCAACAUAGGUUCCGAGAAGCGUCUCAAGGAAGCAGUUACAGAAGUACGAGAAUUCGCGAAAAAUAUAGUACGAGAAAAAAAACGUGAGUUAGAAGAAACAUCAUUGCUUCAAACAGAAGACAUGUUAUCGCGUUUUUUAAGUUCAGGCCAUUCAGAAGAAGAGUUUGUUACAGAUAUGGUGAUAAGUUUUAUAUUAGCAGGGAAAGAUACAACUUCAGCUGCAUUAACAUGGUUUUUCUGGCUAUUAUGGAAGAAUCCACGUGUUGAGGAAGAGAUAGUGAAGGAAGUGAGUAAAAAAUCCGAGUCGUUGGUUUAUGAUGAAGUGAAGGAAAUGGUUUAUACGCAUGCGGCGUUGAGUGAGAGUAUGAGAUUGUAUCCGCCUGUGCCGACGGAUAGUAAGGAAGCUGUGAAAGACGAUGUUUUACCGGAUGGAAGGUUUGUGAAGAAAGGGAUGAUAGUGACUUAUCAUGUGUAUGCGAUGGGGAGGAUGAAGAGUUUGUGGGGGGAUGAUUGGGCUGAGUUUAGGCCGGAGAGGUGGUUGGAGAGAGAUGAGGUGAAUGGGAAAUGGAUUUUUGUGGGGAGAGAUUUGUAUUCUUAUCCGGUUUUUCAGGCUGGGCCUAGGGUUUGUUUGGGAAAAGAAAUGGCUUUUAUGCAAAUGAAGAGGAUUGUUGCUGGGAUUGUUGGGAAGUUUAAGGUGGUGCCUGUGGGGAAAAUGGAUGAACAUCCUGGUUUCAUUUCUUUUUUGACUUCGCAGAUGGAAGGUGGGUUUCAUGUCACCAUUCAGAAGAAGGUUCCUUGACUGAUUCAAGGUUGGUAGCAUCAUUCACGUUAAUUAUUAAUAGUAAUUGAUAGAAGAAUAAAGCAAAUAAAGUUGACUUGUUUGUUUGCUUUAAUGUUUAGAUUAUUCUACAAUCUAGAGGCUUGAAUUUUAGGAUUGAAUAUGUAUACAGUACGUAUGAUAUAGCACAUUUGGUUUUGUUUGUUUGUCGGCUGUCGUUGUUGGAUGUUGCUUGAGGGAUGGUGUCAUGUUUUAUUUAUGGUAAGUACUUGGAGUUUGAUAAACACUUUGAUAGAAGUUUCAUUGAAUUUGUAUUCAUCAUUCAUUUAUUUAUUACUGUUUAAUUUUCUGAAUAUUAAUUUAUUUUUAAUGUAUUUAUAUUUGAAAUAAAUUUAAGAGUAUUGAAAUUUAAUAAAACACUCAUAUUCUCACCACACCCGACCAAUACCAUUACACUCCAACAUGUAUAAACACAUAAUUUAUUUUAAUUAAAAUACAUAAUAAUUAAAUAAAUACACAAACAAUUCAAUUAAAUCAAUUAAUUGAAUUUGAAGUGUUACACACCCCGUUUAAGCCCAUCCAAAAGUGGGGUAGGACGGACCAACUUAAACGUCCGAGCUCAAAAGUUAAAUUAGUCAUGUUUGCUAACGAGUUGGCGGGUCGGCCUUAGCCGCGCUCCCGCCCCGUUUUUAAAGUGGAUUAGUCAGGACGUGUCAACUUAAGGCACUAAGCCAAAAUCCGUAGUCCAAUCCGUCAAAAAUGAUGGGUCUAACGGGUCAGUCCCGCCGUUUUGCCACCCUUAGGGAAAAUGAGGGACCGCCUACUCCUUGAAAAUGGCUCAGAAUAUUUCCUACUCUAAAUUAUUAUAUUUUUUACUAUUUUUUUCUUCUAUUAUUAUUUUAAAAAUCAUUUAAAAAUGUAAAUAUUUAUAUUUUAAUAAUUUUGUUAUUAUUUUUUAAACAUUAUAAUAUUGUAUAUAUAAUAAAAACAAACAAACUUUCAUGCAAACUUAAGAGUGCCAUGCAAAGUUAUAGAUCCACAUGUCAACUUUACGACAUACGUACUCCAAACAAACAUAACUGUUAAUAUCCAACAAACAACGAAGGCCACAGGAGUGAAGAAAUUCCUUCAUCGAUCAAACUGCAGAAUCAAAGUAAAAAAAGCAAAGCCGAAGACACAAAUUAUAUAUCCUUCAUUACACCU
Messenger RNA from Vicia villosa (hairy vetch), 2861 nucleotides. Its product is annotated as cytochrome P450 94A1-like. Lineage: Eukaryota; Viridiplantae; Streptophyta; Magnoliopsida; Fabales; Fabaceae. Gene Ontology annotation, molecular function: heme binding; oxidoreductase activity, acting on paired donors, with incorporation or reduction of molecular oxygen; monooxygenase activity. The transcript has a single exon. The coding region runs from base 129 to 1679 and encodes 516 amino acids. The record is from RefSeq and is a predicted model, not a curated record.